Molecule: messenger RNA, 2320 nt
Organism: Aphanomyces astaci
Lineage: Eukaryota; Oomycota; Saprolegniomycetes; Saprolegniales; Verrucalvaceae
Exons: 3
Coding region: 7-2259 (750 amino acids)
Molecular function (GO): RNA endonuclease activity producing 5'-phosphomonoesters, hydrolytic mechanism; ATP binding; nucleic acid binding
Source: RefSeq, a predicted model, not a curated record
GAAAGGAUGGCGGCACUUCGAGACUACCAGGAGGAGGUGGUGAAGAUUGCACGUGAGCGCAAUGUGAUCAUGGUGGGCAACACCGGGAUUGGGAAGACGUUCGUGUCGAUCAUGCUGCUUCGCGAGCAAGACUACUCGCUCAAACGUGCGUUUGUGAUGGCGCCGACGCGACAACUCGUGUCCCAAAUCCACUCCAAGAUCGUCAAGCUCACGUCGCUCAAGGUCGACGCGUACUGCGGACGGGAGCUCGAGGUGUGGGACAAGAUGAAGUGGGAGCACGAGAUUCUGCUCAACAGCGUGUUCGUGUGCACCCCCGAGAUCUUGCGCAACCUCAUCACCAAGGGAUACAUCACCAUGGAUCGCAUCAACCUGCUCAUCUUUGACGAGUGCCAUCACGUGGGCAAGCGCCACCCGUACAACCAAAUCAUGAAGCUGUACGACCCCACGGACAAGCGCAUGCCGCGCGUGUUUGGAACCACAGCAUGUCCGACCAAGCACUGCAGCGUCAACAUGCAUGCCGUGGUCAAGAAAAUCACACUGCACGCCCACGACCUGGCGAAGUACGCGGCCUGUGCGCCCGUGAUACACGAAACGUACGAGCCCAACGUCGACUGCCACCCGUCCACGGUUGUGGACAUUGUGUCGCGGCUGCUGUCAGAGCUGGACGUGCUCGACGUGUUCAGUGCGUUGCUGUCACAAGGCAAGUACCGCCAUACGAGCACUGCCGAGAAGCGCGGGAAGCGCAUGACCAAACUCCUGGACGACUGCAAAACCAUCUACCAGAACCUCGGGCCGUGGUGCAUGUACCGGUUCAUCGAGCUCGAGAUCGACAAGCAGGCGCGGUCUUCGUCCGUGCGGUGGACAUCCGCGGAUAGCGUCGUGGGGCUGGACGUCCGCGCCGUGGACGUGCUUCUGCGCUGCGCCGACAAGCGCCUCCAGACGCGGAUGGCGUGCACCCCCAAGGUGGACAAGAUCGUCUCCAUUCUCCACGACAAACUCUUUGCCGGCCGCAUCCCCCUCGCGACCCCUGAAACGUCCAUGGCGCAACUCCACGGGGAACAAGCCACGCACCAAGAUGAGGCCGACCUUGCAGCCAUGUUGGAAGACGCCGUGUACGUGGAUGCAGUCGAUGGCAGCGACGACGACGACGCAAUGAGCGGCGAAGAAGACGAAGACACCUUGCAGUUUGAGCCCCUUCUCCCCCACGACCAUGACUCGGGGGCGAAUGAUUCGCUGGACACACAGCUCAAGUGUGUCAUCUUUGUUAACCGCCGGGCCGAGUGCCGAGCCUUGACAGACUACUUGAACGCCAAAUUUGUCGCCCCCGCAGCGAUUGGUCGAGAGGUUGACGACGACGACGAAGAUGUGGUGAUGCAGCACGACAAUCGACACGAUUUGUUUGGGUGCAUGUUGGGCCAAGCCAGUGCAAGUGACGCCGCGUCCUACGAUAUCCCAGACAUGCAAUCGAUGCUCCAAGCGUUCGAGUCGGGUGCCGUGCGCGUCCUCGUGUCCACGUCCGUGUCGUGCGAAGGCGUCGACUUUCCGUUGUGUUCAAUGGUCAUAUGUGGCGAUCCGCUCACGUGCCCCCGCAAGUUUAUUCAGGUUCGAGGCAGAGCGCGGCACACGGACGGCGUGUGCUUUUACCUGACGGAUGUGUCGUCAGUCGAGGACGGCGCCAUGUUUGAUGUGCUCACGCGGCAAGCCGAAGAGAUCAGUGCGUUGAAAUUCGGCUGCGAUAAGCAAGUGACGCUGGGCAUGGAACCGCGGUCAAUCGUCGCCUUGGCCCAGUCGCGAGAGUACACAAUCGUCGGCCUCGACGACGGCGAGCUCGUGGCGGCCACGUGUUCGCUGCGGGUGGAGAAGUCUGGCGCGGUGCUCGACUUGGACUCGAGCAUCUCGGCGCUCCACAUGUUUUGCCAGUCGUUGCCGGAUUAUGAAAAGAUGGUGCUAAAGCCCUCGUUUGAGUUUGUGGAAGCACGCAUUGACAAAUUGCCCAUGUUCAAAGCCAAACUGACGCUGCCCGCCCCCGUGGGUCUCGCGGCCAUUGAAACGGGCUUCAUGCGGACGAAAACUAUCGCUAAAGCAUUGGCGGCCUUUCACGCGUGCGAAAUGCUGCUCCGCCAAGGCCGACUGGACGACAACCUCAACUCGGUGUACCGCCGGACCAAACUACGGGAUGUAGUGCUUGCCAAUGAAAUCCAAGCCCUACACGACCGUCAAGUGAACAAGGCCCUUCGCAAACAAGUGCGAAACAUGUAGCGACGACGAAAUGCCUUGAAAUUUACGAAGUAUAUGUAAAUGCCAUCGUUUUAUGUCGAGG